Hemisphaericaspora subhashii is the source of this 945-nucleotide messenger RNA. Its product is annotated as trans-2-enoyl-CoA reductase (NADPH). Gene Ontology annotation, molecular function: oxidoreductase activity, acting on the CH-CH group of donors. Gene Ontology annotation, biological process: very long-chain fatty acid biosynthetic process. Lineage: Eukaryota; Fungi; Ascomycota; Pichiomycetes; Serinales; Debaryomycetaceae. The record is from RefSeq and is a predicted model, not a curated record. The coding region runs from base 1 to 945 and encodes 314 amino acids. The transcript has a single exon.
AUGACUACAAUUGACGUUAGAUCCCGUUCCAAAUCAAUCAAAGGACUCUCUUCCAAUGAAUUGACUCCCGAUGAUUUAGUCUCAGAUCUUGUACAUGAAUUAUGUAAUGAUAAUAACAUUUCUCAACAUAGACUUAGAUUAACAAUGUUUGAUAAAACAACUGGUAAACAAAAACCACUUGAUAUUAAUAAAACCUUUAUGGAUAAUGGUGUACCUGAAAAUGCUAAAUAUAUUGAAUUAUUUGCCAAAGAUUUAGGACCUCAAAUUUCUUGGAGAACUGUAUUUAUAGUUGAAUAUUUUGGACCAUUCAUUUUCCAUCCAAUAUUUUAUUUCUUUAAAUUAUGGUAUGGGGUUGAUACAAUUGAACAUACUCAAACUCAACAAUUGGCUUUUAUUAUGGUAUUAUUACAUUUCUUAAAACGUGAAUAUGAAACUAUUAAUGUUCAUAAAUUUUCCAAUGCAACUAUGCCAAUUUUUAAUAUUUUUAAAAAUUCAAGUCAUUAUUGGAUCUUAUCUGGUUUUAAUCUUGCUUAUUUCAUCUAUGGUCCAACUCAUGAUUCAGGGAUUUCCAAAUAUAUCUUCCAUGUCAAUGAUUUACCAUCUUGGUUAAACUAUACUCUCUUUGGUUUAUGGGUUUAUGCUGAACUUUCAAAUUAUAUUACUCAUAAAAUAUUAGCAGGGUUGAGAGAUAAAGACACGAAGAAAUAUGUUAUUCCAUUCGGAUAUGGGUUCAAUUUAGUCGCUUGUCCAAAUUACUUUUUUGAAUCUUUAUCUUGGUUAGCUUAUGCAUUAAUGGUUGGUAAUUGGUCCGCAUGGCUCUUUUUAGCAGUAAGCGCUGGACAGAUGUGGUUAUGGGCUAUCAAGAAGAAUAAAAGAUAUUUAAAAACCUUUGGUGAUGACUACAAGAAGUUAAAAAGAAAGAUUUUUGUUCCAUUUGUUAUUUAA